UAGAGAUGGUGUCCAGUCCCUCUUUCAUAUCUGUAAAAAUCCAUUAGACUUUUCUUUUUGCGCAUUUAAUAAUGCUUCUCAUUUUGUUUUUAGAAUGUGGGAAAGUACCACUAUCCACCAGAGUGCGAAGAAUGGUUAUUUGAAAGAAAUUAUUACAGAAAAACAUUGUGUUCAUUCCUGUACUCCAUUGCCACAUAUUCAACUUGCUUGCUGCUGGAAAUAUUGUGCUUUCCCUUGUGAUAAACAAGUGUGUGUUUGGGAUAUCCACAAUCCUAUCCUGCAGACCCUGGAGUUAAAAGGCCACCAUCAAUUAAUUACUGCACUAGCAUUUGGAAACCACAAUGAACCAACACUUCUGUGUUCUGCAGCUGAAGAUUAUGCCAUUAUAUGGGAUGUGGAAGCAUGUCGAAUGAGUUUACAACAAGGCUUGGUCCCAAGAGGAACUAUUAUAGGAACUCUGCUAGGAAAAGUUUUAUAUUUAUGUUUCAGUCCAGAUGACCAAACAUUGGCAACCUGCGCAGACAACAAAAUCUAUGUGUUGAGCUGCAAGCAGGAAGAUAUUUUGGCAAUCUUAGAAGGUCAUCUUGGUGUCGUAACGGCUGCAGAAUUUUGUCCUUGGCAGUUGAACAUACUUGUAUCGAUCUCUGAAGAUAGGACUUUUAAGGUUUGGGAUCUCACUAGUAAUGUACAACUGUAUCAGUCGUCUGUUUUAUCAGGCUCUCCCCUGUUAAGCUUGUGCAUGGACAACAGACUUAAUCAGUUUAUUACUGGCUCUGCUAAUGGUCAGCUUGAUGUUUUCACUUUGUUACAUGAGCAACAAUGCCGCCGUGUGCUGCACAUUGACCUAGCGAAAGAGCAGCAGAAAUACUGCUGCAAGAUCCAGCGGAAAGUUAGGUUAUCAGAGAAUUCAGAUGUUGACAGUAUUAACAGCCUGAGGGAUUGCAAGAAUCUUCACUAUUCUUCAUCCUACCUUAAUGGUAAUAAUUUGGAAAGUAGACCACAUGCAUGUAUUGAACUUCCAAUCCUCAGAAUGUCUCAUUGUGAAUAUUUAUUAAGUAGUUUACUGAAAAAAGAUUCAAGUUUUACAUCAAACAAUUCCAGCAGUCUGUGGGUAGGGACUAUAAAUGGCUUAUUCAAUGUAAAUUUGGCCACUGGAGAAAUUGAUGCUGCUGUCCAUUUUGAAGAUCAUCCAGGUUUAAGCAUUCGGACAGCUGGCUGUUAUGCCAUAGGAAACAGAAACACUAACAAGAUUUUCUGUCUGCUCUCUUCCAUGUUUGGAAAACAUAUUGCUCUACUGGAAAUUCAUAUGCUUGAACUUGCAAAAAUAUGUCUGCAAUAUAUCAAUGAGGAGGAAUCACUCAGUGUCAUUGCCAGAUCAUCUUUGCUGCCUACUUCCCCUUUAAACUAUGAUCUGAAACAGAGGGAGAAAAGUAAGCCAGCUGGACAUUCCCAUGCAGGUGCCAGCAGUAUAAAAGACAAGCCGGUUGUGUUUCAUACCAAAGUGAAGUCUUCUGGCUACACUGCAGCACCAAGGGUGAACAUGUUCACACCAAAAGUAAAUCCCCCAAAAUCUGUCAGCUCAGUGAUGAAGGAAAAAACUUGCAGUCUGAAGGGAGUUAGCAAAGAAUACCCGCUGAACAGUCUGGCACCAAGCAGACUUCAUACAAGAAUUGCUGUUUCAAACCAACCAACACCUGUAUGCUGCAUUCAGUAUUCAGGAGAUGGGAAGCUGCUUGCUGUUGGAUUGGCUGACAAAUCCAUGCUUGUUUAUAAUUCAUCACUUACUGGAUGCCCGACUGUAUUUAAAGGUCAUGAUGGAGCAGUGAAUUGUGUUGGUUGGACUCAGAAUGAUAAAUGGCUCUUGACAGCAUCAGAAGACAGGUCAUUAUGGAUCUGGCCAGUUCAUGGAUCAGCGCCUGCACUGAAGCUGGGGACUGAGACAUUUUCAAAGCCGGCACGAUCAGCUCAGUUCUAUUAUAUGGACAAAUUUCUGCUGUUCUCUUCAGGAUCAGAGUUUCAGCUGCAUGGGUACCAUUUGGAUACAAGCAGGGAUGACAUUAAAAGUUACAAAAGGAAGAGCAAAAGCAAAUUGGUCAGCAAAUUUAAGAUGUCUGACACCCAGGAGAUCAGUUGCCUGUCUGCAGUGAAUGACUUUUAUUCCUAUAUUGUAUUGACAGCUGGCACAAACCGUGCUUUGGAGGUGUUUGAUCUGAACGUUGGUCAAAGUAUCGUAACUGUGCCAGAUGCUCACACUAGGCCUGUGCAUCAGAUUUGCCAGAAUAAUGGUUCAGUAUUUUGUACCCAAGCUUCUGAAUCCUAUAAUCUCUUUCUGACAACCGCUGUAACUGAUGGAAUCAAAUUGUGGGAUUUACGGUCAGUAAGACCUGUGCGUCGAUACGAAGGACAUCACAAUCGUUGCCAUCCAUGCAAGAUUGCCCUGAGUCCCUGUGGGAAAUUCUUGGUCACAGGAUCUGAGGACAAAUGUGCCUAUCUGUUUGAACUUGGCUCCAGUAAUUUCAUCCACAAGUUAUCGGGACAUACAGAGACUGUCAUUACUUUGGCAUUUAGCUCUUCUGCACCAAAGGGUGAAGAUAAAUUUACAAUCCAGCAAAGGAUGACAAUAAAGAUAAUAAAGAGAGAAAAUAAACUACGAGGACAAACUAAUAAGGAACAUAAAAACUCACAACCAAAGCUUCUUUGA
Molecule: messenger RNA, 2701 nt
Organism: Stegostoma tigrinum
Lineage: Eukaryota; Metazoa; Chordata; Chondrichthyes; Orectolobiformes; Stegostomatidae
Gene: wdr27
Product: WD repeat domain 27
Exons: 24
Coding region: 95-2701 (868 amino acids)
Molecular function (GO): protein binding
Source: RefSeq, a predicted model, not a curated record